AUGACUAGCAGUGUUCCGUUGAGUGGGUUACCACUCUUUAGAGACGUCAAGGAGAAUUUGAUUCAACAGAGAAAUGAACAACAGCAGCAGCAUCAGCAACAACAAGCUACUCAUCAGGCUAAAAGAAGAAAUCACCUCAAGAAAUCGUCAACCCAUCAUCAUUACAUGCCGCCAUUGUCAGCUUAUAACGCCAGUGAAGAAAGGCCGUACUACCCUGGUGGCAGAUUUGAUGAGAUGACUAUGAGGAUUGAAAUGGAACAGAGGAGGUUGAACGGCAUACGGAAUCUGGGAUACAACUAUAUUAGACCCAUUGGUGUAGGGCAUACAUUACAAAUGAUUAGAGAAAGGAAACAGCUGGCUGCUAAAUUGCGAGUUGAAGAAGCCGCUCAACAACAGGAACAGUUGGAAUUACAAGGGCAAGAGGAGCAGGAACAGCAGCUGGAUCAAAUACAGCGACCACGACAACAGCAACAACACUCAAUACUUCCUUCUGCAUUUCAGGAAAAUGGAGAUCGGAGUAGCCAUUACGAUUUUGGUAUGGUGGAGGAUGUAGGAGAGGAUCCAACGGGCACAUCACCACCACAACCAAUGGGACAAAUAUUGGCACCACCUUUCAAUCCUACGGUAGAAGACGAAGACGAAGAAGAGGAUGAAAUAUCCUACGAUUACGAGGCUGAGUUUGCCCAAGUGGAAGAUGAACAAAACGAAGAAGAUGAGGAAGAUGAAUAUUUGGAUAAAAACCAGGAAGGUCGUUUAAGGAUGUUGAAUCCCCGAGGUGCAACAAGGGAUUUCAGCAUACAACAGUUCGUAGAAACUUCUCACAUGGAAAGUCAUCCCUAUGAUAUGGAAGAUGAUUACGAGAAUCCUCAGUUGGAAGUAGAGACUAAUCAAGGUGAUAGCGGCGAUUUUACAGAAGUUCCUUGGAUUAAUAUUUCAGAUACGGUGGACAAUGUGGAUUCGCCGCGUGUUAGCAGUCUAAACAGCCUUGUAGGGCAUAGAAUGAUCUCUUCAAGCACUGUGACUACAAAUAAUAAUGGUUUGAGAUUACUUCCGCCACGGGCUAGAAGAGUUUCUGAUAAUAACAGUGAUCAAGAACUCAUUUAA
Zygosaccharomyces rouxii is the source of this 1104-nucleotide messenger RNA. It is a transcript of the gene MND2, whose product is annotated as Mnd2p. Gene Ontology annotation, biological process: anaphase-promoting complex-dependent catabolic process; regulation of mitotic metaphase/anaphase transition. Lineage: Eukaryota; Fungi; Ascomycota; Saccharomycetes; Saccharomycetales; Saccharomycetaceae. The transcript has a single exon. The record is from RefSeq and is a predicted model, not a curated record. The coding region runs from base 1 to 1104 and encodes 367 amino acids. Gene Ontology annotation, cellular component: anaphase-promoting complex.